This is a messenger RNA of Acyrthosiphon pisum (pea aphid), 955 nucleotides long. RefSeq lists its product as uncharacterized. The record is from RefSeq and is a predicted model, not a curated record. The transcript has a single exon. The annotation marks the transcript as partial. Lineage: Eukaryota; Metazoa; Arthropoda; Insecta; Hemiptera; Aphididae.
CGAAAAUGGAGUAUUGUGGAUGCCAAAAUCUCAUAACAGAAUUUGCAGUACUCAUUUUGUCGGUAACAAAAAAUCAAAUGAUCCUCAAAGCCCAUCAUAUGUGCCAUCAAUAUUUCCUAAAGCUUAUAAAAUAACUAAAUGUAAUCAUAAACAACAACUAGAGAGAUAUAACAGAGCAGCAAAUAAAAAAAAAAUGGACUUAUCUAAAAAGGUUCCGGACGCGGUGUCUAGCGGUGAUUUUAUUUUUCCUGAAAAUACAAGUCAAAUGUCUUCAGUUAAUGUUAGCAUUCAAGUAUGUUUUGAUGUAGAUGACAAUCAAGAUUUUACGUUUCACUGUUCUUUUGAGGGCAAUAAUGUUUCAACUCAAGCAGCAAUACCUCUAACUUCAAAUAGUAAUCUUAAUUUUACCAAAUGUGAAUUAUCUGAUAAAGCUUGUGGUGUAGAUUCUAGUAAUAGUUUAUCAUGCUUGUCAUGUGAAGCUUUUCAUGGAUUUGAGUCCAUUAAAACUGAAAAUGCACUAAAAGACUUAACUGGUACCACUUUUCCUAUUUUUAAUAUUUUACUAAAAUUAAUGCCCCCUAGUAAACGUUUUUCAAUUACUAAGGAAAAUGAAUUAUUAUUAUUUUUAAUGAAAUUGAAGUUAGGUAUUACCUAUUCUGCUCUAUCUGUAAUGUUUGGUAUACACCGUACAACAGUUACAAGAAUAUUUUCUGAUGUACUAACUACCCUAAGCACAAAAACAAAAGAUUUUAUAUUUUGGCCCAGUAAAAAAACUAUAUCAGAUCUUUUACCUGAGGCAUUCAAAAAAAAUUAUCCACAUUGUCGUUGCAUUAUAGAUUGCACAGAAAUUCGGGUGGAACAACCUUACACUGUUGAACAGAGAGUAUAUUUAUAUUCUAGAUAUAAAGGGGGUUAUACUAUAAAAUUUUUAGUAGCAAUAACGCCUAAUGGAAUG